Molecule: messenger RNA, 714 nt
Organism: Danaus chrysippus (African queen)
Lineage: Eukaryota; Metazoa; Arthropoda; Insecta; Lepidoptera; Nymphalidae
Source: the annotation of a GenBank genome assembly
AUGCUGCGCGGGCGCAGGCACUCGCGCGUACAACGAAUACCGAAUAAACAGCGCCCCACCAUAGUAUCGGACAUCGCUGUCCAUUCGUAUAGUGUUGUGAUAUCACUGGACAGGCUUGGAGCCCAUCAACUAACACACCCAGAUCCUAGGACAAAUCCAUGGUUACUCAUGAGCUCACCAUUUCCUACUUUAUUGAUAUGUCUUAGUUAUGUUUAUCUAGUCAAGGUUCUUGGGCCUCGUUUCAUGGAAAAUAGAAAACCUUAUGAAUUAAAAAAUGUAUUAAUAGCUUACAACUUUUUACAAGUUGUUUUUAGCUCAUGGCUAUUCUAUGAGAGCAUGAUGGGAGGCUGGCUGGGCCAUUACAGUUUUCGAUGUCAACCAGUGGACAGAUCAAACAAUCCGAUAGCUAUUAGAGUCCAAUUUGUCGGUAUCAUGGUGCAUGCGUUCCAAUUGCUGUUCAUUGAGUGUGACUAUCCUCGCGCAUUCGUAUGGUGGAUAGGAAUGCAUGCGGUCAUGUUCUUCUUCCUCUUCAAAGACUUCUACAAUCAAUCCUAUUCUAAACCUAAGGCUCGUGCCAAAUCACCAGUACCGGUUCAAACGAAAAUCGAAGAAGUUAUGGACAUAACAUACAAGAAUGGUGUUAAGAAUGGUUAUGCUAACGGCCAUACAAAUGGUUUGGUUCGAGCUAGGACUGUUCUGCCCGCUGGCAAUUGA